This is a messenger RNA of Gekko japonicus, 3568 nucleotides long. RefSeq names its product C-Jun-amino-terminal kinase-interacting protein 4-like. The transcript is spliced from 23 exons. Gene Ontology annotation, molecular function: signaling receptor complex adaptor activity; JUN kinase binding; MAP kinase scaffold activity. Lineage: Eukaryota; Metazoa; Chordata; Lepidosauria; Squamata; Gekkonidae. Gene Ontology annotation, biological process: vesicle-mediated transport. Gene Ontology annotation, cellular component: cytoplasm. Bases 283 to 3030 code for a protein of 915 amino acids. The record is from RefSeq and is a predicted model, not a curated record.
CAAAGGAAGCAGGACGAGGGUGAAAUCGGGUGCGGAGAAAAGGACUCGGAUGGGUGUUGAGGCAGGAGAAGUCAAGAUCCCGGGCUGCUGAGAGGGCAGGAAGUCGCUAAAGGCGAGGUGCCCGUUCUCCUGGGUUCUCUCGGGCCAAGGACAGGAGGCAGGGCGGCAGGAGGCUGUAGGCGAGCUCGCGGGGGUUGGAGCAAACGGGCUGAGAAGCCCGGCGAGAAGGGAUCCGAAGGGGGAGACUGGCCGGCGCAGCGGGUGGAGCGGCGGGCCCCGAGGAUGGAUGACCCCGAGGAGACCUUUGGGGGCGACGGGGAUGCCAGCCCCGCGCCUUACGAGGAGCUGGUGUCCGCCAUGGCCGGGGGCCUGUACGGGGAGCUGGAGCGGCUGGUCGGGGCCCACGGGCCCGGAGCGGUGUCGGGGCUCCUGCCGCAGCUCGUCUCUGUCCUGGAGUCGCUGCAGAGGGCUUGCGGGCAGGUGCGGGAGCGGGACCAGUCCCUGGAACGGCUGCGCGACGACCGGCUGCGCCUGUUGGAACAGUACGAGCGGGAGCGAGCCGGCCGCAAGCGGGCGGAGGAGCGGUUCAUGGAGCUGGAGGAUGUGAUGGAGCAGGAGCACAAGGUGCAUGCCGCCACCACGACUCGGCUGGAGGGGCAGAGCCGUGCCCUGGAGGGCAAAGCACGGAGGUUGAAGCCCCCACCCAUCUGGGAGCCCCCACAGUUUCUGCCAAGUACUUCAGACCCUGGACCACCCAAAUCACCACGGCUCCUAGAGGAGCCUGCAGUGAUUCAAGAGCCACCCAGCUCAGAAAAGACACCCCAGAAAGAAGCAGGAAGAAAUGGUUGCACUUUGGCCCAAGAGAUGGUGCAGCCAGAGAAAGACGCUUCUCCUGCCCGAGAGGAACGGUUUGACCUGGAUGAAAUUCUCAGCUCCACUCCAGAACUGGCGCCUGCCCCACAGCCACCAAGCAGCCCCCUGAGUACAACCCUCGAGCGCAACACGGUCUCACUUUUCGCCGAGGUCUCGGGCCUCAGCCCAGAAAUUCUCAGCGAUAUGGAUGACGGUGCCGAUCUGCAGGGAGAUGUCUUAGAAACCCUAAUGGCGGAAAACAUGCAACUACAAGAGGCACGGACGGCUCUGGACACUGCCCGCCGCCAUCUGAUUGCCCGUGUGGAGGAGCUUGGUGAGGAGCGUGAGUCACUGAGGAUGGAGCGUGAUGUGGUGGCCGGGAUCUUGAGCCGCUGCCAAGCACAGCUGAAGGAGGCCGAGUUGGAGCUGAAUCGGAUCCGACAAGAGUUGGAGGAAACAAGGCGGCCAAGUGAUGACGGGGAGGCUGAAGUGGGCCCAUCCAGGCCUCAGCGGUUCACCCGGGCCGAGAUGGCGCGUGUCGUGAUGGAACGCAACCUCUACAAGGAAAGACUGAUGGAGCUGCAAGAAGCUGUUCGACGCACUGAGCUCCUCAGGGCUUCCCGGGAAGAACAGGCAGUUCAGAUGAAGAAAUCGUCUUUCUGGAAAAUCUUUGAUCGCUUGUUUAGCCCCUCGGACUCUCUGGAAAAGACGCCUGCAUCCCCGCAGCUGGCAGGGCGGGCCCGAUCUAGCCCCAGCAUCUGUAGCGAUUUGGGACGGAAUGGGGGGCAGGCGUCUCCAGCUUUUAGAUACAUCCCACGAGCAACCUCACCCACUGAGGGCAACUCUUCCCCGCAACAGAAGCGUCAUGAGCUGUACCGUGAUAUCCGCUCACACAUCUGGCAGGAGCAUGGUCGGGCACAGAUCCAUGGGUGGAGCCAGCCACCUGCACUUCAGGGCCAUGAUCCACCUCUGGUUGGUGCUGACGUGCCUGUGCUUGUACAGUUACGGAUGUUGGACCAGAAGGACCCGAGCACCAAGCUGUGGUGUGCUGCAGCAUCUGUUGGGCUGGAACCUCAAGAGACCCCAGAGGCUGGUAUGCCUGAUCGAUGCCAUGUAGGCAGCUCUCGGCUCUGGGUGGCCUCAGGGACCCACUCGGCAAGCGAAGUGAUGCUUUUCGACGCUCAGAACCCAAACCAGCUCCUGGAACAUUUUGUGUUACCUGGAAUUCACAUCCACUCUCUUGCAUGUGUGCCUGGUAAGGGUGAGGAAGGGGAACUCUGGGAGGAGGAAGGGAAGGACUUGUGCAAAUCAGGAGCUGAUGCAGGUGGUGGGAUUGUGCAGUGCCACUCCCAGGGUCGGGUCGCAGCUACACUAGGGGAUGGAUCUGUAGCCAUUUUCCAUCGGAACCCAGUUCGAAAGUGGGACCUGCGUUCUCCACGCCUGGUUGAUUUGGGAAGGCCGCGACGCUCCAUUCGUUGCGCCAUCCCUGUGCUGGACCGGCUGUGGUGCGGAUAUGGGAAUCGAAUCUACGUGCUGGAUCCACGCACUGCUCGCAUCCAGCGGUACUUCGAGGUGACCUCGCAUCCGGAAAGCCAAGUGCGGCAUAUGGUGGCUGCUGGCAACGGCAUCUGGGUCUCUGUUCGGCUGGACUCCACUCUGCGCUUGCUCCAUGCGGAGACCGGGCAGCCCUUGCAGGAAGUGGAGUUGGGGCCCUACGUCAGCCGCAUGCUUGGGCCCAACAGCCUUAGUCUAGCCCUGAACAUCACAGCACUUGGUACUUUUGGGAAACGGCUGUGGGUCGGCACAUCUGGAGGCACCAUCAUCUCUCUGCCCUUCAUCUCUGAAGCUGCGGGAAGCCCGGACUCUCCCCUGCCAGCUCUUAUCCCUUACUGUGCCAUGGAACAAGCCCAGAUCAGCUAUCAUGGACACCGUGAUGCCGUUCGCUUCUUUGUCUCUGUCCCAGGAUGUCUAGAUCUGUCCUCUUUGGAGAAUCCCAAGGAGUCCCACAAAGAGAAGCCAAGGAAGCCUUGCACUUUGGUGCUAAGUGGAGGGGAAGGCUACAUCAAUCUCCGGAUAGGAGAUGACACUGAUGAACGCUAUGGUGACCUGCUGCUCCCCAACCCCCGCUUACGUCGUGCUGAACGAAGUCACCUUAUUGUCUGGCAGGUGCAGGCCUGAGGCUGCAGUGAUGGGCAUGACACUGCUCAGGUGCCACGCCUUGCACUCCCGGUUAGGAGGAAAUGGCACAGCUGCUGGAUGGUGGUGGUGCCCUCGCUAUCCCACCCUCUUUGUUUGGGAAUUAAGCCUCUAGGGUCUACAGGGCUGGUGAUGGGAAAACACCAUCCGGACACCAGGAUCUGUUUCCUGAAAAUGCCCGGUGAGGGCAGCUCCAGCCGAUUGUUCUUCCUACCACCUUCUUGACCAUCUGCAGUGCCUUCCAACUGGAGCAAAGCAUCAUUGUGCAACAAAGUUCCCUGCACGUAUACAAGAUGGCACCCCGAUCAAAUCGUGAUACUUUUGCUCCCUGCUCCCAUGUCGCGUAACUCGUCUUUUACCACUCAGGUGGUUAGGAGCUGGGAGUUAGGAAGCCCACCUCUUCCAGCAGAGCAGAAGGGGUCUAGUUCAAGCUGGGAAAGAAGCAAGCGUGCCUAAAUGAGUUACAGCACAGGAGGCUGAGAACCGGGAUUCCGGGGGAGAAGCAACAACCAGGGCAUUA